CGUCUCUCUUCUUUGUAAAUUUUCUUUCCGUUGCCAUCCACGCCAUCUGCCCCUGUUUCCAUCGGUCUGUUGCACGCCGGUAAGCACUCGGGCUCUGACCGUCUAUCUCUGCCUCUCUCUGUUCGUCGUUCUCUCCCUUCGAUUCACUCUCUCUUGUUGUGCCGUCGGGCAGGCUCUUCCGUCGCACGGAGUCCCGUCGUUCCACCUCGCCGUCCGUGCCUCAGUUUGUCGUUGGUAAGUUUUUUCUCUCGCUCUCCCUCGGCCUCUCGGUCUUUCCCUCUCUCUCUCUCUCGGCUCCCCGUCCGUGCCGCCGUACUGCCGCUCGCCACUCCGCCCUGCUUCAUGAAGUUCGGCCGUGAGCAGUAGAGGAAAAAGGGGCCAGCCGUGCCGCCUCACGCCACCAAGCUGCUUGCUUGUAUCGCCUGCUGCACGCAGCACCACCACCUAGCCCCAUCGUCACCAGCGGGUUUGCUCAAAUGGAUGAUUAUCAAGAAAUAGGAGACAAAACAUCAGAAACAAUUUCUUAUAAUGCAUCACAAAAGAAACAGGAAACUCGUGAUGAUAUGCUUUCCAGGCAUAGGAAAGAGAUAUCGCAGCUGCAGAACAAGGAAAUUGAACUGAAAAAGGCAGCAGCCAAAGGUAGCAAGGCUGAACAGAAAGCUAAGAAGAAACAGGUGGAGGAAGAGAUCUCUCAACUUUCUGCUAAACUUAAAGAAAAACAUGCUGCAGAACUUGCUUCAUUAGGCUAUAGCAGUAGUGAUGGAGAUGGAAAAAGCAAUAUUGUCAAUUUGGUGAAAGCCAUUGCUGGGGUUUCUGUUACCAGUCAACCUGACCAAUCAAAGCCUAGCAAGAGUGCAAAGAGACGAGGAAAAAGAGCUCAGCAAGAAGCCGAAAGAGAGCAGAGAAUUCAAGAGGAGCAGAGUAGCAUUGUAAGUGAUCGAAUGAUUGAAGAUGAGAAACUGGAAAGAAAGCUUGAACCCCUUGGUUUGACUGUAAAUGAAAUAAAGCCGGAUGGUCACUGUCUCUACCGAGCUGUUGAGGACCAGUUAGCUCUUCUAUCUGGUGGUUUAUCUCCAUAUACGUACCAAGAGCUUCGAGAAAUGGUGGCUGCUUAUAUGAGGAAACAUGCAUCUGAUUUCUUUCCAUUUUUCCUCUCAGACAAUGCGAUAGAAGGAGAUUCUGAUAAUUCUCUGGCAGAGAGAUUUGAGAAUUACUGCAAAGAAGUGGAGUCAACAGCAGUGUGGGGAGGACAACUAGAGCUCGGUGCUUUAACUCACUGCCUUAGAAAACAUAUCAUGAUAUACUCAGGGUCAUUCCCUGAUGUAGAGAUGGGGAAGGAGUACAUAUCAGAUGGUGUGAAUGGUUCAUCAGAUUCAAGUAUCAUGCUAUCAUACCAUAGGCAUGCAUUUGGCCUUGGGGAGCACUAUAAUUCUGUGAUCCCAAUUUAAUCGAAUAAAUAUGUUUUGAAUUAUGAGUAUAAAAUUAGUUGAAGAGGUACUGGUACUGCAUUGUUGGAUCAUAAUGAUGACCCUCCUGUCAUAAUAUGGUUGUUUUAAUUUAAACUACAUAAAGUUUUAAUGUGCUGGUUGGACUUUCUUAUCAGUUAACACUUUGAAAUUGAUUUUUCCUCCCUGAAUGGAAGUACUUUUCUUUU
This is a messenger RNA of Juglans microcarpa x Juglans regia, 1654 nucleotides long. Its product is annotated as OVARIAN TUMOR DOMAIN-containing deubiquitinating enzyme 5. The record is from RefSeq and is a predicted model, not a curated record. The transcript has 4 exons. Lineage: Eukaryota; Viridiplantae; Streptophyta; Magnoliopsida; Fagales; Juglandaceae. Gene Ontology annotation, molecular function: cysteine-type deubiquitinase activity. The coding region runs from base 477 to 1448 and encodes 323 amino acids. Gene Ontology annotation, biological process: protein deubiquitination.